This is a messenger RNA of Zeugodacus cucurbitae (melon fly), 1112 nucleotides long. RefSeq names its product microfibril-associated glycoprotein 4. The coding region runs from base 45 to 1040 and encodes 331 amino acids. The record is from RefSeq and is a predicted model, not a curated record. NCBI's taxonomy places the organism in Eukaryota, Metazoa, Arthropoda, Insecta, Diptera, Tephritidae. The transcript has 4 exons.
UACUUCAAGUCUCAUUGUUAAAACGAGCUUUGAGCUGUGCAAACAUGUUACGCAGUCAAGUAAAAUUCUCGCUAGCAAUUUUCCUAGUUUCAUUCGCAUUUCUCUGCCAUCAGCAGAUAACAGUGCAGGCAGCACCAGGUUGUGACGGCGAUUGCUUAGAAGACAAAUUAGAUGAAAUAUUGUCAAAACUAAAAACGUUAAAUGGCAAAGUGGAAUCACUUGCAACGCAUCCGGAAAUUGAACCAGCCGCAGGUUGUACACAUCAUCCGCAUGCACAUCGCAGGCAGCAUGUAACAGAAGAUCAACAGGAAGUCGAGUCGCAUCACCAGCGUCGCCAUCACGCACAAAACUUGCACUCAAGACACGCCACUGCCUCGGUUGGCAGCGGGAGCAACCACAAAUGUGCCGAACGUUUAGCCACGAUUUGUCAAAAUGCCGGUGUUAGUGAGAUACAGUUGGAUGAUGACAAAGUGUCACCCUUCAAAGUGCUUUGCGAUGCCGAACGUUGGAUUGUUGUUUUGCAGCGCUUAGAUGGCUCGGUCGCCUUUCACAAUCGCACCUGGGCAACGUACAAGCAAGGUUUCGGCAAUGUAGGCGUAAACAGCGAAUUCUUUUUGGGUUUGCAACAUUUGCAUGAACUGACCUAUAGCGGUUUCUUCGAACUACGCAUCGAUUUGGUAGAUUUUAAGGUUGUCGAAAAGUAUGCACAUUACAGUGACUUUAGCGUAUUUAAUGAGCAUGCCAAUUAUAAAAUGGGCAUAUUAGGUGUUUAUCAUGGCACAGCCGGUGAUUCGUUUAUGUAUCAUGAAGGUCAGCAGUUUAGCGCGAUCGAUCGCGAUAAUGACGCCAAAGCGCAAGGUAGCUGCAGUGAGGAGUACAAUAGCGCUGGCUGGUUUAAGAAUUGCAUGGAAGCUAAUCUUUUCGGCAACUAUUUGCAUGGCGAUACGGAUAAAUUCAAGGAGGGCGUGUACUGGAAAACUUUCAAUGGUCCAGAAUACUCACUGAAAACAGUUAAAAUGUCUGUUCGUGCUAAAUGUUAAAUUGAAAUUUUCAGAAUUUUUUCUUUUUGAAAGAAACUACAAACAAAUAUAUAUAUAACUUAAAGCAACUAA